UUGGCCGAAUACGACUUGGGAAAUUUGCUUUGCGAAGACAAAACCCCGUUGGAUGUGGAUAGGAAAAGUGAGGCGAUUGACGACCAUCUACGAGACAUAGCAUAUGAGUGUACACAGCAAUUUUUCAAACUCCUCUGGUCGGUACGUAUUGUGCGUUUAAAAAAAAAAUUAAUCGACCUUUUGAUCAAUCCUAGCAACCGACUGAAUCUACGGACUCGCUUCCCAAACCAACUUUUCGACUUCCUCAUUCCCUCUCAACGCAAUCUGACUCGAUGGGAGCGGUUUGCCCGAUUGAAGGGGAUACAGAACAAGAAAAAAUCACGCAAAAUUUGGGACCCCGAAUCCAAAUCGUGGCGUCCACGUUGGGGCAAAGAUCGUGUGGAUAGUGUGAAAGACAAAUGGGUGAUCGAAGUCCCGGAAAAUGCUGACCCGUACGAGGACCAGUUUGCAAAGUUAACCAAAGAGCGUACUGAACGUCGCGCAAAGAACGAGUUGCAACGAUUGCGUAACAUCUCCCGCGCUAUCAAACCGGGACAGGGUAAGUGCUGCCUUGCAGUUACGUGA
Echinostoma caproni is the source of this 564-nucleotide messenger RNA. Lineage: Eukaryota; Metazoa; Platyhelminthes; Trematoda; Plagiorchiida; Echinostomatidae. The record is from the annotation of a GenBank genome assembly.